Molecule: messenger RNA, 1125 nt
Organism: Notothenia coriiceps (black rockcod)
Lineage: Eukaryota; Metazoa; Chordata; Actinopteri; Perciformes; Nototheniidae
Product: solute carrier organic anion transporter family member 3A1-like
Exons: 7
Coding region: 1-1080 (359 amino acids)
Biological process (GO): transmembrane transport; sodium-independent organic anion transport; prostaglandin transport
Cellular component (GO): basolateral plasma membrane
Molecular function (GO): protein binding
Source: RefSeq, a predicted model, not a curated record
AUGAUCAACAAUAAACCAAUACAACUGAGUCUUGUAGGUAUUUUAUUUUCCACAUUAGUGUUCGGCCCGGCCUGUGGCUUCAUCUUAGGUUCUGUCUGUACCAAAGUCUACGUCGAUGCUGUCUUCAUCGAUACCAGUAAACUGGAUAUCACCCCGGACGACCCUCGCUGGAUCGGGGCGUGGUGGGGCGGCUUCCUGCUCUGCAGUGCCUUACUCUUCCUGUCGGCCCUCUUCAUGUUUGGCUUCCCCCAGUCGCUGGGUGAGCCGGACAUGGACAGCGGGGGGGAGAGUGAGCAGGCCAUGCUGCCUCCCUCCCUCAGCGAGUACCAGGGCUCCAAACCCAACGGGGCUGUCCACGGCUUCGACAUUAACAGCGGCCUCACAGUGUGUGAGCAUCUGAGACUGAUCCCGCGGGUGACCCGGCACCUUCUGUCCAACCCGGUGUUCAGCUGCAUCACGCUGGCAGCCUGCAUGGAGAUCGCCGUGGUCGCUGGCUUUGCUGCGUUCCUGGGAAAAUACCUGGAGCAACAGUUCAACCUCACCACUUCCUCGGCCAAUCAGCUGCUAGGUAUGACAGCCAUCCCCUGUGCCUGUCUGGGGAUCUUCCUCGGGGGGCUGCUGGUUAAGAAGCUGAACCUGUCGGCCCUGGGCGCUGUCCGCAUGGCCAUGAUGGUCAACCUGGUGUCCACCGCCUGCUACGUUUCUUUCCUGUUCUUGGGCUGUGACACCGGACCUGUCGCUGGGGUUACUGUAGCCUACGGCAACGAGACGCUGCGGUCCUGGCAGCGACCUGAGUCAGCGUGCAUCAACAACUGUAACUGCUACACCGCGUCAGUGAGCCCCGUCUGUGGCUCCAACGGAGUCACCUACCUCUCCGCCUGCUUCGCCGGCUGCACCAAACCAAACCUGACCAGCUGCACGUGUAUAUCCAGCUCCAGUGAGGAGGCGGUGGCUCUGCCGGGGAAAUGUCCCAGUCCGGGCUGUCAGCAGGCCUUCCUCACCUUCCUGUGUGUGAUCUGUGUGUGCAGCAUGAUCGGAGCCAUGGCCCAGACCCCCUCUGUAAUCAUCCUCAUCAGGUGAGGAGACCGGUUGCUGUUCAUAGAGCCCCCACCAGAGGGAGCUGGU